This is a messenger RNA of Acanthosepion pharaonis, 1257 nucleotides long. The record is from the annotation of a GenBank genome assembly. Lineage: Eukaryota; Metazoa; Mollusca; Cephalopoda; Sepiida; Sepiidae.
AUGUUUCUCCCUAGUAUUCUUUCUUUCUUUUGUUGUCGUCGACAUUCUUUAUUCGUAUUUUUAUUUUUCACCGUCUUUUUUGCCCUUCGUCGUCUUUUUCUUUUUUCGUUGUUGUCAUCUUUUCCGUUGUAUUCUUAUUUUUUGCCAAUCUUCGUUUCUCCAUCGAUUUGUUUUCCUUUUUUGUUUCUUCAUAUAUUUUUCUACUGUCACGUCCUCUUCCUUGUCGUUUAUUACUUUGGUCACCUCCUCCUCCGCAUCAUUUUGCGUUGUUAUCUCCUGUUGCUUUUCUUAGUUGCAUCUUUCUUCUUUUCACAUUUCUCUUCUCCCCCCCCCCUUUCACAUGUCCCCUCUUUCCUUCUCUUCGCUUGUCCCUUCUUUCCUUCUCUUCGCUUGUCCCCUCUUUCCUUCUCUUCGCUUGUCCCUUCUUUCCUUCUCUUCGCUUGUCCCCUCUUUUCUCCUCUUCGCUUGUCCCUUCUUUCCUUCUCUUCGCUUGUCCCUUCUUUUUCCUUCUCUUCGUUUGUCCCUCUUUCCUUUCUCUUCGCUUGUCCCUUCUUUCCUUCUCUUCGCUUGUCCCUUCUUUUCCUUCUCUUCGUUUGUCCCCUCUUUCCUUCUCUUCGCUUGUCCCUUCUUUCCUUCUCUUCGCUUGUCCCUUCUUUCCUUCUCUUCGCUUGUCCCCUCUUUUCCUUCUCUUCGCUUGUCCCUUCUUUCCUUCUCUUCCUUGUCCCCUCUUUCCUUCUCUUCGCUUGUCCCCUCUUUCCUUCUCUUCGCUUGUCCCUUCUUUCCUUCUCUUCGCUUGUCCCCUCUUUCCUUCUCUUCGCUUGUCCCUUCUUUCCUUCUCUUCGUUUGUCCCCUCUUUCCUUCUCUUCGCUUGUCCCUUCUUUCCUUCUCUUCGCUUGUCCCUUCUUUCCUUCUCUUCGUUUGUCCCCUCUUUCCUUCUCUUCGCUUGUCCCUUCUUUCCUUCUCUUCACCAGUCUCCUUCUCCCUUCUCUUCGCUUGUUGCCUUCUUCUUCCUUUCUCUCAUUUCUUGUAACCAAAAUUAUUUAUUUCCCUAUUCCUUUUCGCAAUUUUUGUUACUCUUUUUAUGUUUCCCAUUUCUCUUCGGCCGCUAUUCAUUCUUCUUCUCUUUUAUCUUCCUUUCAUUUUUAUUCUCAUCUCAUUGUUUUCGUCCAGUCUGAAGCCUACUUUCCAUCUUUCAUUUUCUUCCGUUCACCUCUUUCACUUUUUAUAUGUCCAUCGUCAUCUUUGCCCACGAUCUGA